Messenger RNA from Gongylonema pulchrum, 297 nucleotides. The record is from the annotation of a GenBank genome assembly. NCBI's taxonomy places the organism in Eukaryota, Metazoa, Nematoda, Chromadorea, Rhabditida, Gongylonematidae.
AUGUUGCAGCUUUCCAUUGAUUUCUGUGGACAAAAGUUGCUUUAUCUGUUUGGGAUUAUGCUGCUUUCACUGGGCACGGCGAUUUUUCCUGUGAGGUUGCAGGUGGGCACUGGACAAGUGCCGCCAAGCAGAUGUCGCAUGUCUGAUACAGCUCCGUCUGUACACGAUUCGCCGCCAGCCAGCGCUUCUCGCAGAACGGAAGUUAGCAGUCCGGCCGCAGUGCAGAGCACACUAAUUGAUUUGGAAGUUGGCGAAGGUGCUUAUACAAACCCUAUUGUUGGUGAGCCUAUUUUGUGA